GUAUGAAGUGUGUGUGACGUUAAAACGGUGAGAGGAGCUUUAGGUGAGGCGUGGAGCUGGAAAACUCUUUGUCCGGUUUAAAGCUCGUUUCCGGUCCCAGCUGCCGUCAGCCACGUCAGAGGACUACACCUGUUCAGGUGGUGUUAGUCUCACCUGUCUGAGGCUCGAAGCUCUCCUCUCUCCAGGAUGCUCCAGGGGCCGUACGGCGACCCGGACCAGGGCCGGCUUCUCAUCCGGCUGCCCUUCAAGAUCUUCACCGUGGCGACGGUUCUGCUGCCGGUGACCGGCUUCAUCGCCUGCAUCAUCGUCUCCCUCAUCUACCACUAUGAGGACACGACGCACGCACACUGUAAGGUAUCCAACUACCUCCCGUCCAUCAGCUCCUCCGUCGCCCGCGUGCCAGAGCGCUACAUUUGGCGUGUCUGCAUCGGGCUGCACUCGGCGCCACGGUACCUGAUGUCCUUCGCGUACUUCAGCUUCUACCGUGGGCGCUUUAGCGGUCGGGAGCGGGAGCGGCUGCUGAGCGGGCUGGCGCUCCUCUGCAGCCUCGCAGAGAACACCGGCCUGCUGCUGCUCACAUACGUGUCGUCCAAAGAAAACCACCGUUACCAUGACAAUGGGUUCAGAGUGUUCACAGGGAGCUCGCUGGUGCACAUGCUCAUUACAUGCCGGCUGUGGUACGUGAUCAAGAGAAGCUUCGAGAGCGCAGAGGAGGACGUAUCCUAUCGUCGGAAGCUGCGUCUCUUCGUUUUAAACGCCACCUGUUGUUUGGCUUCCUACUUACUCUACAAACGCCACAACGACCGCUGUGAACCUGGAGUCUACACCUUGUUCGCCUUCAUCGAGUACCUGAUGGUCUUCUCCAACAUCGCCUUCCACUUUACGGCUUUCUGGGACUUUGGCAGCAAAGAGCUGAUCGUGGCCACGCCGCUGAUACGACCCUGAGCUCCGCCCACAGAGACAGAGUUCUUCUUCUACUGUUGCUUUUAAACACCUGGGUUUACAGUCUGAACUGUGUCAGUGCAGUGAGGCCUGCGUCCAUCUUCUAUUUGUAAGCUGCGGGAGCGUUUUUAAUGCAGUUAUCUGUACAAUCAUACGGCUGCUGUGCGGUUAGUGUACUACCAGAAGAUGUCUGAGCAAAACAAAUAAAACCUUGUUAAAACUGAAAAUAAAAUCAAAGUUUGUUAAAUGUUAUAUUACAAAUGUUAUAGCUGGGAGUCAUCGUCCUGUUACGUGAGCUUUUAAAACCUUUUUUAAAUGUUUCUUACAUAUUAUUCAAUUUUUCUGUGUUUACAGAGUUUUUUAAUCCGUCACUGUGACACACGCUUUAAAUGUCUGUCUCUGUUUCUCUGAUAAAUUCAUGUUCUGCUCCUUAAUAAAACCAAAACACUGAA
Molecule: messenger RNA, 1394 nt
Organism: Oreochromis aureus
Lineage: Eukaryota; Metazoa; Chordata; Actinopteri; Cichliformes; Cichlidae
Product: post-GPI attachment to proteins factor 2-like
Exons: 6
Coding region: 187-945 (252 amino acids)
Biological process (GO): GPI anchor biosynthetic process
Cellular component (GO): Golgi membrane; endoplasmic reticulum membrane
Source: RefSeq, a predicted model, not a curated record